UCCACUCAUUGCAUUCCACUCAGCUCUAUCACUCUCUCUCUCCUCUCUCUGCCUUGUGCUAAAAGUUUACGCCGCGACUGAGCGAGUUGCAGAAGCAAAAAAAAGGCAAAUAACUUCGAAAAACCUCACAGCCCCGGUUGGCUUUGAGUGCUCCUCUGGGCGAGAGCAAAGGCAGAGAGGAGAAGCCUGUGGAAAGGGCCCAAGGUUAUUGUGUCUGGCACGUUAUAUGCAGUUACUUAACAUGGACAAGACGGCAUGGCAAACCUGCCGACUUACAUUGGAGCGGAGCAGGUGCAGAGCGUGCUGCGCUAUGAUGCACUGGUGGCCCGUCUAGAGGUGGCGCUGGGCCGGUUCUCGCUGGGAGCAGCCGGUGGCGUGGUCCAGCCACUGCGAGCCAUCGUGCCCGUCAGCCCACAUUCGGGCUGGCUGCUGGUGAUGCCCGCCUACAGCGCCGGCGACGAGGCGCUAGCCACAAAGCUCGUCACAUCUUACAGCGGCAACGCCGGAGGGCCCUUUCCCACCCACCAGGCCACGAUCCUGCUGCUGGACCCAGCCAACGGCUCCCUGCGAGCUAUCAUGGAUGGGAGAAUCAUUACGGAUAUGAGAACAGCCGCUGUAUCUGCUAUAGCUACCAAGUAUCUGUCACCUCCUGAAUCCCGAAUCUUGUGCAUCUUGGGGGCUGGGGCUCAGGCUCACAGCCACUACCAAGUCCUCAUGCAGAUGUUUCACUUCGAUGAGGUGCGCGUGUGGAGCCAGACGUGGGAGAGUGCCGAGCGCUUCGCCGGCGCUGCCGGGGGCGCCGUGACACCGCGCCGCUCCGCCGAGGAGGCGGCUCGAGGCGCCGACGUCAUCGUCACGGUCACCAUGGCGACGGACCCCGUUCUCCGCGGGGCCUGGGUCAAGCCCGGAGCACUCGUCAAUGUGGUGGGAGCGAACCGACCGACUUGGCGUGAGGUGGACGACGACCUGAUGCAGAGUGCCGUGAUUUACGUCGACUGUCGAGAGGCAGCGAGCCGGGAGUCUGGCGACAUCAUUCUCAGCGGGGCCAACAUUUUUGCCGAGCUGGGAGAAGUGAUUAAUGGCUCCAAACCCGCUCAUCGAGAGAAGACCACGGUGUUUAAAUCACAAGGGCUGGCAGUGGAGGAUGCUGUUGCAGCCAAGCUGGUGUACGACAGCCUGCAAUGAAGAAAUAUCUGUGAAUUACCAAUCAUAGUUACCAAUCAUCGGUGCCACUUACAUUUUGUGUCAUUCCCUCGCUUAGUGUUCAACCGAAUCGGUCAUCGUGAGUUGCACCGCCCUUUUUAUCUAACUGCCGAUAACGUUUUGCUGUCGCGAACCUGACAGGUUAGACAUGUGAAAUGUUAUUGAUCAAGUGAGGAUGUCAAUAUGGACCGAAUAUUUUUUGAUCUUCAAAAGCGCCACGAAAGCCAGUUUCCUAGUCUUCUGUAACAACAAACUCUUUUAGUGACUUAAUCCGAAAAAAAGUGGCUAUGUGUUUUACAGACUACAGUCAAAGCAAAGCGUCUCUCCAUUUAAAUUCACAUUCUAAUCCGAUUAAAACAAGAUACCCAGGAGAUCCUUUCUAAAUUUUCUACCUGCUACAGGAAUGCAAGGUUUUUUGUUGCAAUGAACGGUUGGCACCUUGCCACGUGGGCUUUCCGGAGUUGUGUUGUAGUGUGUCGUUUGGCCGACGUUUCACAACAUCGCACUGGGAGUUCCAGUACCGGCACGUGGAGCGAAACGUGAGGCAUCGAAGACAGCACACGGUACAACCCGUACACACAUCAUGGGAGAGUUUAGUUGGAUUAUUUGAGUGAAGCAGCUAAGAAUAAAAAAAAUGUUUCAAGUCAAGUAUUUUUUUUGUACAUACGUGGCACCUUUCUGGAACAGAUCUGCCACUCAAAGUGCCAUCACAUUGAAAACCAACAAGACAUAAAAACAAAUCUGAACAAUGAGAAAUACAUUUUUAUCUUUUUUUUGCUUAUGUUCUGUGCCCACAACGUUAGCUGUUGUGAGCUAUACCAAGCCUUGGAUUCAUGGUUGACUUUUGCAAACACUUAAGACAAAAAGGGCUGCCUAUAAAAUAACAUUUUACACGAUUAUUUUGAAAGUAUCUAUCACAGAAUAUCAUUGGAAUUUGCAAUAAUCCGGUUGCACCUGUUAAAAUAUUGCGAAUAUAUUUUAUAUUUUUCCCCUGUAAUCAUUAAGUGAUCCUUUUAAUUAAUUUAGAAUACAGAAAGAUCUAAUGAAUACGGAAUUAAGACUAGCUUAUGUAAUGUGUAUCAUGGGGAAAAAAUGCCUGUCUUAAUAAGUUAGGGACUAAGAUUGUUUCAUUCGUAUUCUCUAACAAAAUAUGAGUACAAUAAACUGAGAAAUGUGAUGA
Messenger RNA from Petromyzon marinus (sea lamprey), 2383 nucleotides. It is a transcript of the gene CRYM, whose product is annotated as crystallin mu. Lineage: Eukaryota; Metazoa; Chordata; Hyperoartia; Petromyzontiformes; Petromyzontidae. The record is from RefSeq and is a predicted model, not a curated record. Gene Ontology annotation, cellular component: cytoplasm. Gene Ontology annotation, molecular function: thyroid hormone binding. Gene Ontology annotation, biological process: thyroid hormone metabolic process.